AUAAGCAGUGUAAGCAAAAGGAUGCGUUUAAUUGUCUUUUCGUACGCAGAAGAAAGUGGGAGGAGAGCUUGCCCUUACUAAGUAUGGCGCUGUGUGGCUUCACUGCCUGUAUCAGGUUUCAGUUGUGUUCUCCGUAUGGGAGUGAAGCCUCCUUGCCAGCAGUAUCUUUAACCUAUGAACUCCUGAGUGUGCCAGUCCUCCGCCAUAUUGACUGUUGUCUUGACUGGAGGAGAUAGAGAACAUUUUGAGGUCCGAGAAGAAACGAAAGUGUGCUCUCCAAAUCACCGAAACUGGUGCAAACUUGGCGAAAGCGUAUUAUAAACACCGUCGUGAUGGCAAGGAAGAAAAGCAAGCAGCAAGGAGUCGCCCAGAAGGAGCUUGCGCCUGGACAGCAGACCGUACCGAAGAGCCCAGUCUCUCCCGGCGAUGCAGCUGACGGUGGCGGCGGAGAUGCUGGGCUGGAUAGGCUGGCCACUACCAGGGCGAACCAGCCUAUGCACACCUGCUGCCUUCUGUGCCACCGAGAAUUUAAAGACUGGGGAGCGGGCUCCGUGAACGGACUCCCCGGGGGCCAUGGGACCAAGCUGGCUGACGCUGUGCCUGCACUCUCCCAGGCCUUAUUGCGGGAGGCACCAGGGCGCAAGCUUGCUGAUGCGGUGCCCUCGCUGUCUCAGUCCCUGCUGGGAGAGGUGCCUCUGUGGAUAUGUCAGAGCUGCUGCAAGAGUGUGGAAGAGGAGGAGAGGCGGAGCACCCAGGAGCAACCAACGCCGGUACCAUUGUCACACUCUUCCUCCUGUAAGUCGCAGAGCUGUGGAAACGGUUACCCGGAGCAAAGUACUGUGGAUUGGGACCCGAGUUCCUUCCUGUCAGCCCACAAACUGUCAGGUCUCUGGAACUCUGCCCACACCAAUGGAGGGGAACACUGCAACCACAACACUUCUUCACACACACAACAAGGUAUAACAGCAGGAUCAGUCUGUCAUGAGAAAAGAGGACUUCAUGAAGCGCCUGGAAAAUCUGCUAAAACGUCGGGGACCAAAGUCUGUCCCUACAGUCACCCGUCAUCCCAGAAUUCCAGUGGAUCCUCUGCUGGGAACCCCCUGUCUACCUCAGCAGACCUCUGUAAGACCACUCCCAAGCACUUCAAGACCAUGUGCCGUCGACCAACGCCACCAGGUGAAGCCUUCCACCCCAGUGACCACCAUCAACACACAGAUUUGUCGGUACCCCCCAACAGUCCCACCGGUCUGUCUUCCCAGCAUUCCUCCCUCUUGCCCCCAAAGCCAAACUCUGGGCAGCAUGGUCACGUAACCUCCUCGUCUGGCACUGGUGUGGCAGCCCACGCUCCCUUCUCCCCGCUGGUACCAAACCUCCACGGCCCCACAGCCAAACUCAAUUCUCCCAGUCCAGACAGCCCAACAUCUGUCCACAAGCCCAGCCCGUGCAAAAACUCCCACAUUCCUGCUGUGAACACACAACACAGCAAACUGGGCACGUCUAUCAUGGGCUGUAACCACCCUUGUAAUGGACACAGUGCGGGAACAGUGGCUACUUCAAAUGUGAGCCAUCUGACAGCUGGGGCCUGCAGGGAUCAAGCAUGUAAGGGGCACAAAAUGACUAAUGGGACGUUGUGCCAUCCCUCAUCUGAGCUGGAGGAGGGGGAGGAUGAAGACAGCAGCUCUGAGAGGAGCUCCUGUGCCUCCUCUUCCACCAACCAGAAGGAUGGGAAGUACUGCGACUGCUGCUACUGCGAGUUCUUCGGACACAAUGCGCCUCCAGCUGCACCAACCAGCCGCAACUACGCAGAGAUCAGAGAGAAGCUCCGCUCACGUCUGACCCGACGUAAAGAGGAGCUGCCUCAGCGUCAAGAUUCAGAACUGACAGUGGCUGGUGCCAUUGACAACCGGGACGUAGAUGAGCUGCUAGACUUCAUAAACAGUUCGGAGCCCAAACCUGUCAACAGUGCCAAGGCUGCCAAAAGGGCUCGACACAAACAAAAGAAGAAGGAAAAAGCUCAGCAGGGCAUGGGUGCUGCAGGCAGUGACCCCCACUCCAAUCCAUCUGAGCCUGUCGAUGACGAGCCCAUCCCUGACGGUUCAGAAGCCAGUCGGUUGCUUGAUUGGCCUCAGCUGGAGCUGGAGCGCGUCAACAGUUUCCUCACCAGUCGACUUGAAGAGAUUAAAAACACCAUCAAAGACUCAAUCCGGGCCUCAUUUAGCAUGUACGACCUCAAUCUGGAUGUUAAUGACUUCCCAAAGAAGGCAGCGACGUUGGAGGGCAACCACUUACUGUCCCAUCUCAAUGGUUCCUCUGACCUGCAGCAGAUAGACCUUGACCUUGCCCCCCUCUCACUGGGAACCUUUAAGAGCUUUAAUGGAUGGGAGGACACAACCACGCUCUCAUCCCCUAAUACCACGACCACGGCAUCAGGGGUCACUGCAGGGUCCAAGGACAUCCAGCGGUUGCACACUACUCCCAGUCUCUCAAAGCUCAUAAGGGUUCGGUCCCCGGAAAGAUGCACUUCCACUGGAUGUGACAGUUUGCCACAGGUGCCAGCCCAAACCACAGCGAAAUCGAAUGAGGACGCCUCUGAUCCCAAGAACACAACAGUAGGGAACAGUGGUGCAAAGUCAAAGAAGAAUAAAAAGCAGCAGCAGCAGAGACAGGAGCAAUCUGUGUCAGAGCAAAACUCCAACAAACCAACCAAAGCUGCCUCUGGGAGUGAAACACAGAAAAGCAAUGAGUGUAAAGAAACGGCGUCUAAUGGCUCAAAAGCGGGGAACAAACAGCCCCAGCACCCGGCAGACAACCAGAGAAAUGGGCCUAAGAAAGCUGAGGAGGGCAGAUCGUCUAAACAUGCUGCAAACGGAGCAAACGGCGGCCUCUCAAAUGCACAAAGAGGGAAAGGUGACACAGAAAUGCGAGGCGGUCGGUCUGAGCAGGAAUUAGAAAGCAAAGCUCACCCCACCAUUCCAGCUAAUGGGCAGCAACAGCAACAAGCCAAGGGGAAGAAUAAGAAGAACAAGAACAAGGGUGAAAAACCCAGCAGUGCUAUCGAUGAUGUAUUUCUCCCAAAAGAUGUGGAUCCAACAGAAAUGGAUGAGAUUGAUCGGGAAGUGGAAUACUUCAAAAGGUUUUGCCUUGAUUCUGCGAAACAGACUCGCCAGAAGGUAGCAGUGAAUUGGUCCAACUUCAGCCUCAAAAAGGUUCCUUCCAAUGCAGCUCAAUAACUUGGAUGAGUGCCAGAAAAAGAAAAAAAAAACUUCACACCACCACAAACUCUUUCAGUAGAGCCCCAUUUGGCCUGAGGCCUUCUCUCAUUCCCUGUUUUCUUCUCUUCCUUAC
Molecule: messenger RNA, 3345 nt
Organism: Epinephelus fuscoguttatus (brown-marbled grouper)
Lineage: Eukaryota; Metazoa; Chordata; Actinopteri; Perciformes; Serranidae
Gene: fam193b
Product: family with sequence similarity 193 member B
Exons: 10
Coding region: 333-3230 (965 amino acids)
Cellular component (GO): cytoplasm; nucleus
Source: RefSeq, a predicted model, not a curated record